Molecule: messenger RNA, 2189 nt
Organism: Pseudoliparis swirei
Lineage: Eukaryota; Metazoa; Chordata; Actinopteri; Perciformes; Liparidae
Gene: ctsc
Product: cathepsin C
Exons: 8
Coding region: 237-1637 (466 amino acids)
Cellular component (GO): lysosome
Molecular function (GO): cysteine-type endopeptidase activity
Source: RefSeq, a predicted model, not a curated record
UAGUUAACGUUAGGUGUGUUUCAACUUUAACGAGAACGUUAAGCUAGCUAGCCGGCUAUGUCGCUAUCUUCGUGUGCGCAUGUGCGUAGCGCCGUCGGUCGUAACUGUUUAUCUUGACCGGAAGUUGACGCGUGUAUCUUUGUAAAGCAGGUUUAAAGUUUCAGGAGACUUCUGGCGGGGGGACAGGGACGUCAAACACGGCCAAACUUCCUGGAGACGAGGACGACCUUUUUUAAAUGUGUGUGUGUGUGAAGAUGAGGCUGAACGGGGGGCUCGUGUGCGCGCUCGUGUGCGCGCUCGUGCUUCUUUGCGCUGAGGGGUCCAUGGGUGACACGCCGGCCAACUGUACCUACGAGGACCUGCAGGGGACGUGGGUGUUCCAGGUGUCCAAAGUUGGACACGACAAGACCGUCAACUGCUCGGCUGAAGCGAACGGUGAGAGCACGGUGACCGUGACUCUGGAGAAGCUGUCGGUGGCCACGGACGAGCUGGGCAACGUCGGCUUCUUCACCCUCAUCUACAACCAGGGCUUCGAGGUGGUCAUCAACGGGUACAAGUGGUUCGCCUUCUUCAAGUACACGGAGGACCGCCUCCAGGUGACCAGCCUGUGUGACCAGACGUCCCCCGGCUGGGUCCACGACGUCCUGGGACACAACUGGGCCUGUUUCCUGGGGAAGAAGCUGAAAGCUGUGGCGCCAAGAACCGACUACAAGCCGCCCUUCAGCAGCCGGCCGCUCGACCAGCCGUACAAACACAACAUGGACUUCAUCAACGCCAUCAACGCCGCUCAGAGCUCCUGGAGAGCCGCCAGGUACGAGGAGCACGAGGGGCUCAGCCUGGAGGAGCUGCAGCGGAGGGCAGGAGGCCCCGCCUCCCGCAUCCCCCGGCGUGUUCAUCCUCUUCCUGUGAAAGCUGAUGUUGCCAAGAUGGCGGCGGCGCUCCCCGAGCACUGGGACUGGAGGAACGUUGACGGCGUGAACUUCAUCAGCCCCGUGAGGAACCAAGCGUCGUGUGGAAGCUGCUACUCCUUCGCCACGAUGGGGAUGCUGGAAGCGCGAGUUCGAAUCCUCAGCAACAACAGCAGGACCCCCGUCUUCAGCCCCCAGCAGGUGGUCUCCUGUUCACAGUACUCUCAAGGCUGCGAUGGCGGCUUCCCCUUCCUGAUCGGGAAGUACGUGCAGGACUUCGGCGUGGUGGAGGAGGCGUGUUUCCCGUACACGGGGCAGGGCUCCCCGUGUGGCGUCCCUCAGGACUGCGGCCGCACGUACACGGCGGCGUACGGCUACGUGGGCGGGUUCUACGGCGGCUGCAGCGAGGCGGCCAUGAUGCUGGAGCUGGUGACCAACGGACCAAUGGGAGUGUCCUUUGAGGUGUACCCUGACUUCAUGACCUACCGUGGGGGUAUCUACCACCACUCGGGCGUGGCGGACCCCUUCAGCCCCUUCGAGCUGACGAACCACGCCGUGUUGCUCGUGGGCUUCGGUCGCUGCCGCCGGUCGGGUCAGAAGUUCUGGACCGUGAAGAACAGCUGGGGGGCGGCGUGGGGGGAGGGGGGCUACUUCCGGAUCCGCAGGGGGGGGGACGAGUGCGCCAUCGAGAGCAUCGCCGUGGCGGCCACGCCCAUCCCCCAGCUGUAGAGGAUGUAGCACGUAGCACGUAGCAUGUAGCAGGUCGGCCCACACUGUUGCGCAACAAUGUUGCUUUUAUAUUUUAACUAUUGAUCAUUUCAUGUCUGUUUGAAUUCAAGCUGAGACUCAAGUUUCCUCCUCUUUCUCUUCUCCUCUUUCUCCCCUUCUCUUCUCCUCCUCCUCCUCUUCUCUCCUUCCCCUCUCUUCUCCUCCCCUUCUCCCCCCCCUCCUCUCGGGAGGAAGCACGUCGGCCCACGUUGUUGCUUUACUUUUUAACAAAGUGUUUUUUCUAUAUUUUAACUCUUGAUGACUUCCUGUUUGUUCGUUUAUUUGUUUCCUUUAACAUCCUGUGAACUCGGAUGUUAAAGGAGCUGCAGCCAGAGCUGGUGGUGUGAUGUUUGUGUCGUUGUUGUUGUGUGUGUGUGUGUUGUUGUUUGUGAUGUUUGUUGUUGAUGGUCUUGAGUUCUCCGUCUCAGGGAAGCGGCGCUGCAGCGUUGUGAAGUUUCAACUUGAAACCGACACUUUGAAUGAGCUGCAGAGAUCAAUAAAGGGAUGACAUCA